UGCAGCGCAGUCAUGGCUUGCACUUCUGAAAAAUAUAGAAAAUGUCAAUGUAAUCGAGAUCCGGUCAACAGUAUUCUGUUUCAAAUGCUCAACAAGAAAAAUAACACCCAGCAUGACAGUCAUUUACAUAUCUGUAGCUCUGCAAGAGGAUGCCCUUGUGAGGACAAUCAAAAAGUGUCUCUGAAGAAUCCUGAAGUCACCUGCAAAAAGGCAUCCGAGGUACUACUGAAGACAGUGGCUUUUAUCAGAAAUGUUCCAUCCUUCUAUCAGUUACCACAAGAGGACCAGAUGUUGCUUGUUCAAAAAUGUUGGGCUCCACUCUUUGUUAUGGGCCUUGCUCAAGAUAAAGUUCAUUUUGAGCUGCAAGAACAGUCUGCCCCCAGUUUAUUGAAGAAAAUCCUUCUUAAUCAAUCAGAUGGUGUUGGUGAUGUCUCAUUAAGAACUGAUACUAAUGGAGUCCCAUUAAUAGAUGUAAAGAGAAUUCAAAUGUGUCUGCGCAAAUUCUGGAAUUUAGACAUCUGUGCAAAGGAAUAUGCCUAUCUUAAGGGACUGGUUCUGUUCAACCCAGAUAUCAGCGGGAUGAGAUUCCCACAUUAUGUACACACCCUGCAGCUGGAAGCCUGGCACACACUGAUGGAAUUCACUUCGAUGAUGCACAGUACAAACCAGGUUCGCUUCAGGUGGAUGCUUGAAGCGCUUGAUCUUAUCAAACGAGUUGAUGCCAAUGUUAUUACAGAACUUUUUUUUAAACCAAUCUCAGGAGAGAUCAAUUUGGAAGAUCUGUUGCUUGAAACCUUGUUCACCAAGUAG
This is a messenger RNA of Bombina bombina (fire-bellied toad), 810 nucleotides long. RefSeq names its product nuclear receptor subfamily 0 group B member 2-like. The transcript is spliced from 2 exons. Gene Ontology annotation, cellular component: cytoplasm; nucleus. NCBI's taxonomy places the organism in Eukaryota, Metazoa, Chordata, Amphibia, Anura, Bombinatoridae. Gene Ontology annotation, molecular function: transcription corepressor activity; transcription factor binding. The annotation marks the transcript as partial. Gene Ontology annotation, biological process: negative regulation of transcription by RNA polymerase II. The record is from RefSeq and is a predicted model, not a curated record.